Messenger RNA from Cladophialophora immunda, 3758 nucleotides. RefSeq lists its product as uncharacterized. Bases 1 to 3573 code for a protein of 1190 amino acids. The record is from RefSeq and is a predicted model, not a curated record. The transcript is spliced from 2 exons. Lineage: Eukaryota; Fungi; Ascomycota; Eurotiomycetes; Chaetothyriales; Herpotrichiellaceae.
AUGGUCGUUGAAAUCCGAUACCCUGGGGUUGAGGGGGACCGUUUCAUAAAUGGAGCCAAAGGUGCUAUAAACAGCCUCACCAUAACCCUAUGUGAUGAGGGUGCGGUGGAAGCCUUCAUCCAAAUGAUUGAGGAGGCGCGGCAUGAAAAUGUGCAUGACGACGUGCCAGGUGUCCCGGAAAAUCCUAAGAAGCACUCAAUUGCUUUCAUUGAGCUGGAGCCAGCUUCUGCAGACGGCAACUGUGAAUCGGUUGCAAGAUUGAAGGCCACGGCAACCUCCGAGGCCGAUGCUUCCUCCCCUCUUCGCAAUAUUUCAUUGCGUACACGACAGCAGCAGGGAUCGAAAGAGGCGCCAGUGACACAAGACCGCGGUUCUAACGUUGCGCCUUCGGCCAGUGCCAGCGAAAAGUCGACCGAGGACACGCCGGCCUUGAAGCUUCCUCUCGAGGAUAAGCCCUUGAUUGAACGACUACGUGCUUCGCAGAGAAGGCCAAGAGAUGUGCAAUCAAAAGACAAAGUAAGCUCUAGGAAAUCACAGCUGGGUCGCAGGAAUUUGAAAGCGGACGUCGCGGAAGGUGCAAUGGGAAAAGGACACCCGCCUUCGACCGCCAGUGAUGCUGCUCAAACUCAACCUCAUUCUCCAGACCCAUCCUUCCCAUCCAACAAAUCGAAUUACAAGCAUAACGCUGAAUUGGCAAACAAGCCCACUCCCGCUUCGUCGGAGAAAGUACGCAAAUUCAUCGGCGUCGAUCCCGGACGGCGGGUUGUCGACCAGCCCGCUGAAUCGACCCGCAAACGGCCCAGGCAUGAAAUUACUAUGGCUAACCUGAUUGACGUCCAACCUGACUCACGAGGCGACUCUGAAGCUGGUAAACGAUCGGCCAGAACUGGCCUCAAGCGGAGGGCGGGAAAAGUCUCCACAGCGCUCCAGAACGAACAGUCGCAGAAGCCAUCUAAAUUCGUUUCAAAAGCAGCUGAAUUUGACCUCCCACCUUCCAAUGAUGAGGGAUCCCGGCCCGCAAAGAAAACAAAGACGAAGAAUCCCAAGGCCUCGAUCAAGCCCUCUCCCAGGGAAUCUGCAAAAGUGAACAGGCAGAAUGUUCAGGUUGCAGCUUCACCAAAACGGCACAAGGAAAAGGCAAUUGGGACGAAGUUGACCAAGACUCUGGAGAUAAAGACCCAGAAGACUGCCGCUUCAACGAGGGCCAGGCGGGUUACUCAAGAACCAAUAUACAUCGAAAGUGAUGAUGAGAUCGAAGAGGGCGGUGCAGGGGAAGCAACCAACGCAGAAAAAUCUCUUGAACACCAAGAGUGUAACAGCCUUGAGGAAGCAGCGGAAGACUCGCUUCCACUCAGCAAAGGGGCGCUAGAAAAUGCACUGAAAGCCCCGCAACUCAAUUUCGAAACCAACAUGCGAGAGAUUGUCGACGGCGACGGCACUGACCGGGAAGAUCGGUCGAUAGCAGGUGCCGUUGCGCGCGACCCUCCAGGUGGGCAAACCGCACCAAAAGCUACCCCUGUGGUUCCAUCCACCAGUCAUAAACAGACUCCAGCGAAGAAAGAGAAGCGUGUAUCAAACCCCCCGACCACAAAAGCCGUCUCCAAAGAUACGCCUGGUUUAGAGAACAAUGGUCAGCGAAAAUCCACCCCCCAGCGCAACUCGAUACUACUGAGUGAAAGUCCGAUACCUCCUGUGGAAGAGAAACUAUUGCGAAAAACUAAAAUCGUACACUUUGGUCCUCAAGGCCCUGCCAAUCAGGCUGUUCAGCAAAAGUCCCCGGUGACGCCGGUCAGACCUGAAACAACAAAGGAGACCAGUCCGAUAUCUCAAGACUUAGAUCUAAAGCAGGGUGAACGUGUGGAAGACAUCGAUGAACUUGUCCCGGACCACAGCUAUGAGCCUAUGCUGAGGCCACCAGAAAUUAAGGAGACCCAACCCUCUUUUUCACAUCACGGCGAUGAUAUACUGAAGCUGUCCAUCGGAGGCCGAGAUGCGGAUAUUAAUGCAUAUGCUGAUAACGCGGACGAGCUUGUUAUCGAAGGUUACGAUGAAUCAACAAGAGAUAUCCCUUACGACCAGGAGGCUUCUGAAAAUAUCGUCCCGGGAGCCGAGGACGCAGCAAGUGAGGUCUCUUUCCAGGUAAAUGACCUUCACAGCUCGCACAAGAACGAUACACAACAAUACAGACUGCAUAUCCCUCUUCUUCCCGAUGAACUGUCUCCCUACGACGCUCCUGGAGCCGAAGAGUCUCAAAUUCCUGGUGAGCCGACACGCAAGUCCAUCGGAACCAACUCGACCUUGGAUCAGCAACAUCCCCAACCUCAAAAGGUUGUGAGAACUAGCAAAAUCCGUGCCAGUUAUCGGACACCAGAAAUGCAAGAAGUCGCGAUUAGCAGUGUUGCAACCGACAUGGUCCAUCCGGUGUCCAAGGGAGUGGUAGAGCCUAAGAAUUCUGAGGAGCCCCAUGGGUUAAACCACUCGGGACUGAUCUGUGAAGGCGACACUACAUCUCGCAUCCUUCCAAUUCCUAUCUCGCAAACCGCACACGCAGAUGCAGAAAAUGUCCACCGCCAACCCAUUUCGGCACGGAAGGCAAAUCUACAGACUGGUUCGCAAACCAUGCGCAAGCCUUACACACCCCUCUCGCACCGUGUGACCGAGACGAUGGGCACUCCCCCACCACCGACGAUUCCGCUCCGGUCAGUCGAGCAAUCUAAUCCUCUUCGCAAAUCCUGGCCGGCAGCUAAGGUGGAUCUGCACGUAAUUGUGCCUCAAAAGUCACCAAGUGAGCCAAUUAAACCCGUCAUUUCUGGUCCUGUUAGAGUGAAGAAGAGCCUUAGUGUGCCCAUUUCAGGCAUUGAGCCCCCACUGCCUGUGCUUGAAUCCGAACUGCCUCCAGCAACGCCUGUCUCCUUCUCGACGCGCCUCAACUUACACCUGCCUCUCCCGGCCACCGUGACAGCAAACAACGAAGGCUCGAAGGCGAUUGAAGGAGAUACGAGUCAAAACGUCGGUAACGGCAGCUUGACCGUUGUGAAUGAGGACGAAACGGUCUUUGGAGAUCACUCAGACAAGGUGCUGAGACUAGGACGGAGACGACGAUCUGAAUUUGGGGACGAUAGCUUUGGGACCACAACCCCUUUCCACCGAACGGGAGAAGGCAUCAGACGGAAUGAUGCAUUGGUGGGCGUCGUAUCUGCCCGGGAAUCUCAAAGAGGUGUGGUAGAUGCGAUCAUCAACAUAACUAAUGAUGUCCUUUUCCGAUUCGGUGCGGAAGAAGACGCCAUGAAAGCAACCGUCAACCAGUAUGGCCGUGGAGGCAACGAAAUCAUCCGAACACUAACAUCCACAUGGGAUCAACGUCUGGGUCACGAGCGCCGCAUCUUGGGGGAUGCGUUGAAGGCGGAGAAGGAGGUUCUCACAUCGGCGCUUCAGCUCGUGGAAGACGGACAGCAAUCUGGUGGAGCAUGGAAGGAGACAAUUUAUGAUCGGGAGUUAACGGGAAAGGUGCAGGAAAAGAGGAAUAGCCUUGUGAGGAAGAUUGAAGAGCUGAGGAAUAGAGGCGGUCAGUGAGCUAUCACGUGUGGUCGGGGAUGUUGUUCGACCAGGUUCAUGGGAGAAGAGGGUGGAUUUACUAUUGUGUGCUUGUAGUGAUUAUUCCAACGAUGUACUGGUGCGCGGAAAAGGCAUAUGUUCAAGGGCAGAUAAGUGAAGGUAGCAUUGAAAAGAUACAAGUAUUCCAUUUCCCCUCCGAGUGC